AUGAGUUACAUGAAGAAGGAUGAAGAUGCGGACCAGGUCAUGAUCAAGCUUGAUCGGACCUCCGUAUUCCAAGAUGCUCGACUUUUCAACUCCUCCCCUAUCUCGCCGCGAACAUGCCGUACAUUAUUGACCAAGAUUGCGGUCCUCCUCUUCACCGGGGAGCAGUUCCCCACAAACGAAGCCACGACCCUUUUCUUCGGCAUUUCCAAGCUGUUCCAGAAUAAGGACCCGUCUUUGCGACAGAUGGUGUAUCUAAUCUUGAAGGAGCUGGCAAACACUGCAGAAGAUGUGAUUAUGUCGACUAGUAUCAUCAUGAAGGAUACCGCGGUCGGAAGCGACGUCUUGUAUCGGGCCAACGCUAUCCGAGCACUCUGUCGCAUCAUUGAUGGAUCAACUGUGCAGGGUAUUGAGCGACUCAUCAAGACUGCCAUUGUCGACAAGACUCCCUCGGUCUCCUCCGCCGCCCUGGUCUCCUCGUACCACCUCCUCCCCAUCGCGCGCGACGUUGUUCGGAGAUGGCAAAGCGAAACCCAGGAAGCUGCUUCGUCUUCGAAGCAAUCGACUGGUUUCCUGGGCUUCUCAUCUGGCUCCCAGGCUCAUGCUAUCUCUAAUUCCAACUUCAUGACCCAGUAUCACGCAAUUGGUCUGCUGUAUCAGAUGCGUUCUCCUGAUCGCAUGGCAUUGGUAAAGAUGGUUCAGCAGUACGGUGCAGCUGGUGUGGUAAAGAGCCCGGCAGCUUUGGUCCUGCUGGUUCGUCUGGCCGCCAAGCUGGCGGAGGAGGACCCUGGUCUCCGGAAGCCCAUGGUGCAGAUGCUGGAUGGCUGGCUCCGUCACAAGCACGAGAUGGUCAACUUUGAGGCCGCAAAGGCUAUUUGCGAGUUGCGGGAUGUCACCGACGCCGAAGCUUCCCAGGCCGUUCACGUUCUGCAGCUGUUCCUGUCUUCUCCUCGAUCGAUCACGAAGUUCGCUGCUAUUCGCAUUCUCCACAACUUCGCCUCCUUCAAGCCGCACGUCGUCAACGUGUGCAACCCCGAUAUCGAAUCGCUCAUUUCAAACUCCAACCGCUCUAUCGCCACAUUCGCCAUUACUACCCUGCUCAAGACUGGUAACGAAGCCAGUGUUGACCGUCUCAUGAAGCAGAUCUCGGGCUUCAUGGCCGAUAUCACCGAUGAGUUCAAGAUUACUAUCGUUGAGGCUAUCCGCACAUUGUGUCUGAAGUUCCCUAGCAAGCAGGCUGGCAUGCUGGUCUUCCUCAGUGGCAUUCUGCGCGACGAGGGUGGCUACGAGUUCAAGCGUACUGUUGUGGAGAGCAUGUUCGAUUUAAUCAAGUUUGUUCCUGACAGCAAGGAAGAUGCUCUCGCUCAUCUUUGCGAGUUUAUCGAGGACUGCGAAUUCACUAAGUUGUCCGUUCGUGUCCUGCAUCUGCUUGGUGUUGAGGGCCCUAAGACUUCUCACCCCACUAAGUACAUCCGUUACAUCUAUAACCGUGUUGUUUUGGAGAACGCCAUUGUCCGCGCCGCUGCCGUGACUGCAUUGGCCAAGUUUGGUGUUGGCCAGAAGGACCUUGAAGUCAAGUCCAGUGUGCAUGUUCUGCUUACCCGCUGCCUUGAUGAUACCGAUGAUGAGGUGCGCGAUCGUGCUGCCCUCAACCUUCGGUUGAUGAGCGCCGAAGAUGACACAGCCAGUGCAUUCAUUAAGAACGAUUCCAUGUACUCCCUUUCCACCUUUGAGCACCAGCUCGUUAUGUAUGUGACCUCGAACGACAAGCAGACAUUCGCUGCGGCCUUCGAUGUUGCUUCCGUCCCCGUUGUCUCCCACGAGCAGGCCUUGGCCGAGGAGCGGACCAAGAAGCUCACAACAGCCACACCCACUCUCAAGGCUCCUUCGGCCGGUCCUCCCAAGGGCAAGUCGAACGGAGUUGCCGAGGCAGCCACUGCUGCUGCUACCCAAAAAUACGCCGAGCAGCUUUUGCAGAUUCCAGAUAUCAAGGAGUACGGUACCUUGCUCAAGUCCUCCGCACCUGUCGAGCUUUCAGAAAGCGAGACCGAGUACGUUGUCACUGCUGUCAAGCACAUCUUCAAGGAGCACGUUGUUGUGCAGUACGAUAUCAAGAACACCCUCCCCGAUACUGUCCUUGGGAACGUUACCGUGGUUGCCUCACCAUCCGAGGAUGAUGUCCUAGAGGACGACUUCAUAAUUCCCGCUCCUAAGCUCAUGCCCAAUGAGCCUGGUGUCGUCUAUGUGGCAUUCAAGAAGCUUGGUGGCGAGCACAGCGUCCCUAUUACCUCUUUUACCAACAACCUUAAGUUCACCAGCAAGGAGAUCGAUCCUACUACUGGCGAACCGGAAGAGGAGGGCUACGAUGACGAGUACCAGGUGGAAGACCUCGAGCUUACUGGAAGCGACUACGUCAUUCCUGCAUUCGCUGGCAGCUUCGACCACGUCUGGGAACAGACUGGAGCUAACGGCGAGGAAGAGAGCGAGACUUUACAACUAAGCAACAUGAAGGGCAUUGUUGAUGCCACCGAGCAACUCAUUUCUGCAUUGUCCCUCCAACCCCUGGAAGGUAGCGAUGUCGCUCUCAACAACAGCACCCACACUCUCAAGCUUUUCGGCAAGACUGUCUCCGGCGGCAGAGUGGCCUCUCUCAUCAAGAUGGCUUACUCCAGCAAGAGUGGCGUCACAACCAAGAUCACGGUCCGGGCAGAAGAGGAGGGCGUUGCUGCUGCGGUGCUCGCAUCUGUCACUUAA
Penicillium odoratum is the source of this 2751-nucleotide messenger RNA. Its product is annotated as coatomer subunit gamma. Gene Ontology annotation, cellular component: endoplasmic reticulum; COPI vesicle coat; endoplasmic reticulum-Golgi intermediate compartment. Bases 1 to 2751 code for a protein of 916 amino acids. The transcript is spliced from 5 exons. NCBI's taxonomy places the organism in Eukaryota, Fungi, Ascomycota, Eurotiomycetes, Eurotiales, Aspergillaceae. Gene Ontology annotation, molecular function: structural molecule activity. The record is from RefSeq and is a predicted model, not a curated record. Gene Ontology annotation, biological process: intracellular protein transport; protein secretion; intra-Golgi vesicle-mediated transport.